UUUUUUCUUUCCCGUCGUUUCCCGUCGGACUUCAGGAUGCCGGAAGUGAUCAGCGUGACGGAGUUUAUAUCAGAGACCAAUGAGGAUUAUACAGCGCCCACUACCUCCAGCUUCAGCACCCGGAUGUUGCACUGCAGGAACACAGUGGCUGCGCUGGAGGAGGCUCUGGAUGUGGACCGGUCCGUCCUCAACAAGAUCAAGAAGUCGGUGAAGGCCAUCAGUUCAUCUGGUCAGGCACAUGUGGAAAACCAGGAGCAGUUCAUCCAGGCCCUGGAAAAAUUUGGAGACAACUGCGUCCGUAGAGAAGAUGCUGAGAUUAGCUCCGCCUUCCUCAGCAUCUCCUCAUUCACCAGGGAGCUGACGGCGCUCUUUAAAAACCUGCUCCAGAACAUGACCAACAUCAUCUCCUUCCCUCUGGACUCUCUGCUGAAAGGAGACCUGAAAGGAGUCAAAGGGGACCUGAAAAAACCCUUUGACAAGGCCUGGAAAGACUAUGAGACCAAACUAGUGAAGCUGGAGAAGGAGAAGCGGGACCACGCCCGGCAGCACGGAAUGAUCCGCACGGAGUUCAGUGGAGGAGAAAUCGCAGAGGAGAUGGAGAAGGAGCGGCGGCUGUUCCAGCUGCAGAUGUGUGAUUAUCUUCUUAAAGUCAACGAGAUCAAAGGGAAGAAAGGUGUGGACUUCCUGCAGAACCUCAUCAAGUUCUACCACGCUCAGUGCAAUUUUUUUCAGGAUGGACUGAAGGUGGUGGAGAACCUGAAGCCCUUUGUGGAGAAACUGGGCACUGACCUGAGCACGGUCAAACAGGGUCAAGACGCUGAGAGGAAACAGCUGCUGCAGCUGAGGGACGUCCUGAAGGCUUCACUGCAGUCAGAGCAGAAGGAGGACGCUCAGGCCAAACAGAACUCAGGAUACAGCCUACAUCAGCUGCAGGGCAACAAGGCCCACGGCACCGAGCGCUCGGGGGUUCUCUACAAGAAGAGUGAGGGGCUGAGGAAGGUGUGGCAGAAGAGGAAGUGCUCGGUGAGAAACGGUUUCCUGACCAUCAGCCACGGAACAUUUUUACACGGAGACUCAGUCGACCAAUCAAGACAAAGCAAGAAGAGGCGAAGGCGAAGAAUGAGCAUGAGGAGGAGGAGCAUACGAAAAAGGGCUAACAGACCUCCAGCCAAACUCAACCUGCUGACCUGUCAGGUGAAGACCAACCCGGAGGAGAAGAAGACCUUUGACCUGUUCUCACAUGACAGAACCUAUCACUUUCAGGCCGAGGACGAAGCCGAGUGUCAGGUGUGGAUAUCGGUUCUCCAGAACAGUAAGGAGGAGGCUCUGAACCAGGCGUUUGCAGGAGAACAAGACGAAGGAGAGAACAACAUCGUUCAGGAACUGACCAAAGCCAUCGUCACUGAGGUGAAGAGGAUGAAUGGAAACGACAGCUGCUGUGACUGUGGAGCUAAAGGUUGGCUAACUUUAGCACUGAUGCUAACAGUGCUAACAUUGUGUGCCGCGUGGUCUCCACCCCCAACAUCAGGACCCACCUGGCUGUCCACCAACCUGGGCGUUCUGAUCUGCAUCGAGUGUUCUGGGAUCCACAGGGAGCUGGGAGUCCAUUAUUCCAGGAUCCAGAGUCUGGACCUGGACGUCCUGGGAACAUCUGAGCUGCUGUUGGCAAAGAAUGUAGGAAAUGCCAGCUUCAAUGACAUCAUGGAGGAGGAGCUUAACACACAGGAAGUGACCAAACCAGAAGCUGGCAGUGACAUGCAGAUGAGGAAGGACUACAUCACUGCCAAGUACACGGAGAAACGUUUUGCCAAACGGCUGUACGGCGAUGCUGCAUCCAGACUUCAGGCCCUGUACGAGGCGGUCAGGACCAGGGACAUCAUGUCCUUGAUCCAAGUCUACGCCCAGGGUGUUGACCUGAUGGAAGCCAUGUCACAGCCGAACGAACACGAACCAGGGGAAACAGUUCUGCACCUGGCUGUACGAAUGGUGGACCGGAACUCACUCCACAUCGUGGACUUUUUAGCUCAGAACAGUGGGAACCUGGACAAACAGACGCUGAGAGGAAGCACAGCUCUUCACUACUGCUGCCUGACAGACAACAGGGAGUGUCUGAAGCUGCUGCUGCGAGGACGAGCUUCAGUCUCCACCACCAACGAUGCAGGAGAGACGGCUCUGGACAUCGCCAAACGUCUACGACACGUCCAGUGUGAAGAACUGCUGACCCAGGCACAGUCAGGGAAGUUCAACGUCCACGUCCACGUCGAGUACGAGUGGCGUCUUCAGAACCAGGACUUGGACGAGAGCGAGGACGAGAUGGAAGACAAGCCAAUACCAACACGGCGUGAGGAGCGCCCUCUCAGCUGUUUGGUGCCAGGCUCCGCCCCCCUGCAGCCAAACACAGCGGCUUUAGUCUGGGACAAACAGAGACCCCAGGUGGUCAACACCGUCAUCAACAACGAGACCUAUGGAACCAGACUGGACCUGCUGACACCUAGAGCCACGCCCCCCCUCCCACCAAGAGGACCAAUCAGAGGUCAGGGUCAUUCGAUUGUUGCCAUGGAGACAGUGGGCCGUCAGCGGUCAACCUCUGACCCUCAGGCUGCUGAGAGAAAUUCUUUAUCCAUGUAUGUGCUUCCCCCGGCCCCUCCCCCUCCUCCUGUCCCUCCAGGAAACAGGAAGUCCUCUCUGUUGGACAGUAAGGGGAUUUCAGUACGGAACAGCCCACUCCCCCCCCUCCCUCCAGGACUUUCUACACCUCCUCUCCCACCUUCCCCUCCACCUCCCCCUCCCCACCACAGCAGGAGAACUAUUUCAGGACCUCCAAAGGAGUCUCCAAAAUGUCUCACCCCAACCUCUGGAUCAGUCAAGUCUCCUCCUCAAAGGCUGCGGACCAGGACUGGACCAGAAUCCCGAGGUUCAGAAACUCAGUCGCCUCAGAGUCAGAGUCCAAGUCCAGGUCCUGGUCCUCCAACACCUAAACCCAGAACCACAUUCUCUCCUCCCCAGCGCCGUCGGGUGGUGACUCUGUACGACUGCACAGCUGAUCAUCCAGAUGAGUUGACGUUCAGAGAAGGAGAAGUGAUUGUGGUGGAGGGAGAGGAGGAUACUGAUUGGUGGAUUGGCCAUGUUGAAGGCGAGCCUGAGCGACGUGGAGUUUUUCCUGUCACCUUCGUUCACUUCAUCACAGAGUGAUGUCAUGGAAGGAGACAGCGCCACCUGUGUAUUCUUAUUUUAACUCCUGAGAAAAAGUUAAACUCUGA
Molecule: messenger RNA, 3260 nt
Organism: Cynoglossus semilaevis (tongue sole)
Lineage: Eukaryota; Metazoa; Chordata; Actinopteri; Pleuronectiformes; Cynoglossidae
Gene: asap2b
Product: ArfGAP with SH3 domain, ankyrin repeat and PH domain 2b
Exons: 29
Coding region: 37-3192 (1051 amino acids)
Biological process (GO): positive regulation of GTPase activity
Cellular component (GO): cytoplasm
Molecular function (GO): protein binding; GTPase activator activity
Source: RefSeq, a predicted model, not a curated record